AUGUGGCUCCUAGCAUAUCUAGCCUAUCUCCGUCUAAAAAUUGGCGCCAUCAUCCUUAGGACCCUAAUCAGAUUACUCUCAGGAGGAUGGAUUGCCAACCCUGACACAAUUCAUCAUCUCCCUUCUCGGGAUCCUCAACGCAGAAUCAAAGUCCAUGUUUAUCGACCUCCACUAAAGAAAUCACGCUCACGCUCAGGCCCAGGCCCCGUCUUGAUCAAUUUCCACGGGAGCGGGUUUGUCAUCCCAGCCCAUGGCAGUGACGAUGAGUUCUGUCGAGAAAUGAGCCAACGCGCCAAUUACACUGUUUUAGAUGUUCAAUAUCGACUAUCUCCUGAGAAUCCCUUUCCUGCUGCAGUCCAUGACACUGAAGAUGUCUUGAAAUGGGUCUUGCAGCAACCAGCCUUAUUCGAUCUUUCCCGAGUAGCAGUCUCAGGCUUCAGUGCGGGUGGGACUCUCGCUCUCGUGGCUGCUUCGACUUUAUUCCCUAAGGGAACAUUCCGAUCUGUGAUGACUUUUUAUCCGAGUACAGAGGGUCAUCUUGAUCCCGCGUCGUUGAUUGCGCCUGAAGCCGGUGGUCGUCCUAUCCCUGUUUCGACUAUGCGGCUUUUUGCUAGCUGCUAUAUUCAAACAGAAGUCGAUUCACAAGAUCCGAGGCUGAUUCCUAGUUUUGCUGACACGGCACUUUUCCCAAAGAAUGCACUUGUUAUUACAGCAGGUUAUGAUACUUUGGCUGCUGAAGGGGAGAGAUUUGCCAAACAACUGAAAAAGGAUACGCGUCGUCACGUGGUCUACAGGCGGAUGGCGAGGUGUAAUCAUGGUUGGGAUAAAAAGGCCAGAAUUGGGACUCAUGAAUGGGAGCAGAAGACUCAGGCUUAUGAUUUGGCUGCUGAGAUGCUUCGUCUUUAG
Messenger RNA from Penicillium malachiteum, 906 nucleotides. Its product is annotated as alpha/beta-hydrolase. Gene Ontology annotation, molecular function: hydrolase activity. Lineage: Eukaryota; Fungi; Ascomycota; Eurotiomycetes; Eurotiales; Aspergillaceae. The coding region runs from base 1 to 906 and encodes 301 amino acids. The transcript has a single exon. The record is from RefSeq and is a predicted model, not a curated record.